CGACAAUUCUAGCGUUUGAGACUGACGAGAAGGGCAAGAAGUUUAGUGCUACCCUUCCCUGGUUUGUCAGGGUGCGCAUAGCAUCGACUCCACACGGACUCAAUUUUGAAAGUGUUUUCAGAUAUUUAAGAUGAAUCUGAACUAUACAUCCCCCAUGCCUCAGAUGCCAGCCCAGAGGUCAACAUCGUUCUUCAUCGAAGAUAUUUUAUUACACAAACCCAAGCCUCUGAGAGAGGUCUUCCACUCGCCGUUCUCAAGCUCUCUGGCGUCCCGAAUGCCUCUCCUAGAAUAUGGAUACCCACUGAUGCCCACUCCGAUACUAGCGCAUCACCCGCACCAUCCUCUACAAAAACUGGACCAUCACCAGUAUUUCUUUACGUCUGGGAUGCAAAUGCCGGCAUUAUUUCAGCAUCAUCCAGAGUUACCCGGCAAGCAUUGCAGACGCAGGAAGGCGAGAACGGUUUUCUCGGAUUCUCAACUAUCUGGUCUUGAAAAGAGAUUUGAGAUACAACGGUACCUAUCCACGCCAGAACGAGUGGAGUUGGCAACAGCGUUAAGUCUCUCGGAAACCCAGGUGAAAACAUGGUUUCAAAACAGAAGGAUGAAGCAUAAAAAGCAACUGAGGAAAACACAAGAUGACCAGAAAAAUCCGAAUGACUUAGAUAGAUCCAUGGAUAACGCAAGUGAGAGUGAACUCAACGAAAAAAAUACAGACGAUGUUAACAGUGGAAUCGAGCCGAAAUCGUACAUUUUGGAAAAUGAGGACGAUGUUGAUAUCGAGGAUGACAUUUGCUCGCCAGAACCUUCACUAUAGAGCAAGUGGCAAGUUGUUUUAAAAACAAAUAACCAUGACCCAUUGUAAAUGUAAAUAUUGAAUUGUGUCUUUUCCAUAUGAAAUUAUAUAUAGCUUUUUUUAAACAAAUCAAUGAUAAUAAUGCAAAGUAGUAUUUAUUCAAGGGUAUGCGUAAUAUGUCACUACACAUUCAUUUUAGGCUCUGUCUAUAUUUAUGUUUUCCGUGACUGUAAAAUGCAUCAUAUCAAACAACUGUACAUACAAAAUAUAA
Oncorhynchus gorbuscha (pink salmon) is the source of this 1064-nucleotide messenger RNA. RefSeq names its product brain-specific homeobox protein homolog. Gene Ontology annotation, biological process: regulation of DNA-templated transcription. Gene Ontology annotation, molecular function: DNA binding; DNA-binding transcription factor activity, RNA polymerase II-specific. The record is from RefSeq and is a predicted model, not a curated record. The transcript is spliced from 3 exons. Lineage: Eukaryota; Metazoa; Chordata; Actinopteri; Salmoniformes; Salmonidae. The coding region runs from base 131 to 814 and encodes 227 amino acids.